Leptopilina heterotoma is the source of this 985-nucleotide messenger RNA. RefSeq lists its product as uncharacterized. NCBI's taxonomy places the organism in Eukaryota, Metazoa, Arthropoda, Insecta, Hymenoptera, Figitidae. The coding region runs from base 1 to 921 and encodes 306 amino acids. The transcript has a single exon. The record is from RefSeq and is a predicted model, not a curated record. Gene Ontology annotation, molecular function: zinc ion binding; nucleic acid binding.
AUGUCGUGGAAUAGUAGCCGAGCGAGUGGUGAGUCCGAUUUUGCUAGAUUGACUGAAGUGCUAUCAGGUAUUGUGCAGUUAGGUUCGAGAAAGGCAAAUAAAUAUAUUAAUGAGAAGAUAUUACCGGAGUUUGAUCCGGCAAGUAGAGAUUUGUCAGCAUCAGAGUGGCUAGAUAAAAUUAACAUGUUUGGGUCAAUGUACGAUUGGGAUGAAGCUCAAAAAUUAUAUAUGGGUAUAUUAAAAUUACGGGGUAACGCGAAAGCUUGGUUUGAUGGGCUUAAAACGCCGCUUGUAUCUUGGGAGGUUUUCGCGAUAUCAGUAGUAAGACAAUUUCCGGGAGAAGAGAAUUUUGGUAAGCUUUUUGAAUUAGCAGCCUCACAUAAGACGAGUUCGGGUCAGGAUUUGCAAACGUACUGUUUUGAGAAGGUUAAGAGGAUUAAUAAAUUAAAAGUCGAUAUUCCGGAAAAUAAAGUAGUCGAAUUAGUUACGUUCGGUAUAGUUGACGAGAAUAUCCGAAUGAACGUGAUGGCAUCGAGGAAUAAAACUAUUGCGGAGUUGAACCAAUGUUUAAGUAUGAUUCCGGUAAGCAAAAAACAAGAGUUGAAAAGUCAUAUAUACUCGCGGGAUUCGAGCGAUCGGAAACGCUCUUCAAAUCGUGAUGGCAAUAAACAGCCCACGUGUUUUAAUUGUCAAAAGCCGGGUCACAUGAAAAAAAAUUGUCCUGAGGCGACUCGAAAAGGGGAAAAACGGUCCGGUACCGAUGUUAACAAUGAGACGGCGGGUUCAUCCGGUAAUAAACCUAAGUGUACAUUUUGCGGUGUUAUUGGCCAUGUGGAGUCCACGUGUUUUAAAAAGAAAAAUUCUGAAGAAAGAGAAAAGAAAAAAAAGGGCAUGACUAACCGACCGUUCGGAAGAGUCUAGCUUAAUGGUAAUGCAAGUUGAGGGCAGGGGAAAAGUAUGCAGGCCAAUUAAAACAUGCCAAGUG